Spirodela intermedia is the source of this 10664-nucleotide messenger RNA. The record is from the annotation of a GenBank genome assembly. NCBI's taxonomy places the organism in Eukaryota, Viridiplantae, Streptophyta, Magnoliopsida, Alismatales, Araceae.
AUGGUGCGGCUGACGGCAGACCUAAUCUUGAAGAGCCCGCACUUUUUCAACGCCCUACGCGAGCGGGAGCUUGAUCUCCGGGGUAAACAGCGCCUUUCAUCAGACCACCCCACUUGGGUCGAUUUUUCGUUGUCUCCUAUUCUCUCUAAAAAUAGACACUAGGAAGGGUUCCCGGAUCCUUAAAUCUAGCAGGUCCAGAACUUACGCUUGGAUUCUUUCCUUGUGAUCCGCAUUCUCUACACUCCUCUCUUUAUAGCUUUAGGCGACAAAUGCUAAUGCAUUUAUCAUUUUUUUUCCUAUUUUAUGAUUUUCCUCGAAAUUUUCAGGUAAUAAGAUUGCAGUGAUAGAGAACCUGGGCGCCACAGAGGUGUGUCUUUCUCCCCCAAGAUUUCAUGUGGAUCUGGCUAAUGCGCAUUGAACUGAUAUCGUUUACGCCCUAUAGACUUUCCAUCAUAUGCAUUAUUUCAACGUUCCAUUUGCGUAUGACCGUGCUGAUGGAGUGAACUGCCCUAGAGAGUAGAGGGAAAAUGGUGAGAACAAAGAAAUUGAUGGGGGUGGAACCGUUGAAGAUGUUUGGCUCGGGUAGGUGGGUCUUUUAACUAGUUUGUUGGCUUGUGGUACCAUCUGUUCGGUGCAUAAUUCGAUUAUGUUUGCCUUUUGUUAUCUGGGACCGGAUCAACAACUCCGUUAUUAGCGAUGGAAACUCAACUAAGAUAGACUAUCCUUAUUAUUAAUUUUUUACAUAUCCACAAGCAGGAAAUAUCAAUAAUUCUCACCAGAUCCUUCCCUUAUUCUGUUGCCAGGGCGUAAAUGGAUUUCCCAUUUGCAUGAUGAUAAAAGUGCAUAACGAAUACAUUCACUGAGUCUAGAAAGAAGUAGAUUCUGGUUAAGGCCAUUUCUAGAAGAAUCCUUUCUAAUAACACUGAUCCGAAUUGACUUUUCUGUAUGUGUAGAGGAGUUUUUUUUAUCGAUCGCUUUUGUCAACCCCUGGCUUCAUUGUGUGAUCGAAACAUGGCUGGUUAAUGUAAAGACUAGCCCUAAAAUGAUUAGUUAGGCUAGAGACCUAGUUGUAGCAUUUUGGCUGGUAAUAAGUUUGACACUUGUAUGGAACAGAGGCAUUUUUGCGGACCCAAAAAAAUAAAUCGUGAAUUUCGAUGAGACUCAUAGAUGUCUCAAGAUACACUAAUCCUCAAUAUGAUGUAUGCAUAAACUUUCCCAUUGGCCAAUGGUCUCAUAUAUGUUGAAUCACAGCAAUUAGUCAAGUCUGGCAGUGUUUUCAUUGGUGCUGUUGCAUCAAAUGGCAAAACUAGACGCAACUUUCUUAUUUUUCGAAAGGUAAUUCUUAAGAAACUUUCUUGAUCGAUGUUUUUGAAAAAAAGCCUGUUCUGAAUUCAUGGAAUAGACUUCCUUCGAUACAUACUAGAAAGCGAAUCAUUUGAGCCAGUUGCAGUCAAUAACAUUUCCCUUCGCCUUGGUUUGACCCGUUUCUAUCCAUCUGUCAGUUGUGCACUCAUCUCUAUAUUAGUGCUUCUUUUAGAGUCAAAUUAUUAUGCUAAAGUGAAUGUUCAACGGAAUUGUCUAGUAGAUGGGAACUAUUAUGCUUCCCGAUGGUCAUAUAUGAAACUAUGACCAUGGAUGAAACUCCUCUUCCUGUGUCACAGACAGUGGCGGGAAGUUGUGUCAUCCAUUUUUUCUCUGAAGAUUCUUCAAAUAUAACAGUAUAAGAUUGAAGACUUGUGGGCAUCUUGAAUCGAAUUUCGAUAAACAGUAAUCAUUCAAACACGAACAUGGCUUUAGUGAUUUGGUGGACAUAAUCAGAUGACUGUGUUCCCGACAUUGGACAUUCUACAUGUUUACAGUGGUUUUAUUACUUUGAAAACUAACCUGUUAAGCAAACAAGCCUUUGAAAACAACUAUGAUUUGGUCUCUGAGAUUUCUCAUUAUUUUUGGUUAUCAAGUCUUCUAGCCACAGAAGAAAUGCAGGCUGGUUUGAUUGAUGUCUGAGACUUCAGCAUUAUCAGCUCGGAUUAUAAGUGAUUGAAUAUUGGUGUAGGUACCGGAGGAUUUUUCUAGGUGAUCCAGAAGGAUGUUGUAGACUUCGUUUCUUCUUUUCAGAUGUUGAUUGUUCUUGAACGGCAUUCUCUCAGAUUACCCAAGUUUGGUUAAUGGAACCUGAAGGCUAGAAAUAUUUAGCAUUCCUAGGCGUUUCUUUGGGGAUUGACACUUUUUUUUUGGCCACCGAACAGGCUUCUAGGUUCUAGGAAGAUCAACCUCUAGCACUGUGGAGAGAAAAAAGUUGUUUUAUUGUAAAUCGUUUUUAUAUCAUAAACGAAACUUAUAAUUCUACUCUGUAAUGCCACUUGACCAAAUAGCUAAGAAAGUUGCGGGAAGAUCUAUCUCUAAUUCUUAGAAACAACAAUGCUAGUGCACUCAGUACUGUUUUCGUUUUGAUUGUAAAUGGAUGACAAACACUUCCACCUGGGCUGUGAAUUAUGUUUUCCUUCACCACCUGCUAUUAUAGUAUAUCUGGGCAAUCCUAUUUUUGGCAUUGAAUAUCUGAGAGGAAACGUGGACUGAACUGAAUUUCAUCAUCUUUCCUCGAUUUCAAAGAAAGGCUACCCUGUGCUGAUUAAUUUUCCCGAAUAUUUUGGGACCCGAAUGUAUGUAUUACUAAAUAAACCUUGCAGGUAACUUUCGCCUGCUCACUGAUUCCAUUCUAAAUUGUACACUUUCAUCUUUGAUGGUUGAGUCCCAAUGCCUCAGUAGAUCCCCAGAUGCUUGAAGGAAGGGUGGAAUAUUAUCUAUGGCUGUUGCGCACCUUUAUGGCAGACGUCUAUAAAUAGAAGCUUCAUGUCAUAAAAAAUAGGAGUUCAAAAUUUGAGAGGGGAUGAGAUGUGACUUGUGUUGAACUCUCUAGGAUUGUUUUUCCUUUCUAUCUAUUUCUUUUCACUGUAUUUCGUCCUUCCCUGUCAUUCCCUAUGUUAAGUGGAUCCAUUAGACUGUUAACGGAUCCACUUAAAGACUAAUGUAAUGGGCGUGGCCCAUUAACUCAUGUAACCUGUACUUAAGCGGGAAACCACGAUAAUUGAUGUAAGAUUUUGGGAUUGCGGAAAUUCUGCUCCAAGAAGUGGUGACUGAUUCAUCUUCCUGGAAGAGGAGGAUCGUGAAGAUCGAAUCCUUUCAUUCUCCAAGUUGCAAGAAUCUCAAUCAAGAUCAAUUCUCAACAACUUGUAUUUAAGUUAGACUCGUUAUUCAGCAGCGAUUUGGUGGCAAUGGUGGAGGAAAUAUAUUUUCAAACAGUUUUCGAAAUGUAGAAAAUAAUUGGUGAUAAUUGACGAGUGUCCAACAUUUCAGAUUUCUUCUUGGGGAGAUUUCUCUGGUUCACCAGAAAGAAAAGAUCAUGCGAUCGAUGUUUACGUGAAAUGUCAUGGUUGGACUUUGAUUUCCUUUUUCAGGGAGAAAUUGAAAGCCCUUAUAUGGAACACUUAAUUUUUCUGACUUGGUAACCUUCGAUAUAAUGUUUAUAUAUGUUUGAGAUGGUACUCCUUCUUAAAGCUUUUUUUUUCUUCACUGCGUGGAACUUCUUGCAUAACCAAGGUAUCCAGCCUUUUCUUCUGUAUGCAUUUACGAUUUUCGGUAUCUUUCAAAAGAAAGCUAUAAUGAAACGGUCAUUGUUGCUGAAUAUUUAUACAUCUGAUCUUCCAGGAGCAUGUUUGAAGAUUCUUCACUGCUGUGUUAUUGUCUGCCAUGAGAUGUUGAAGUUGAAUAUAAUAAUAGAAGAUUGUUUAUGAGACAAACUAUUUUAGAGCAAGAAAUGCCUCUUGAAAUCAUUAUUUUUAUUUCUCUUAGCUUUUGUCUUUAAUGAUAAUUAUGUUGCUAUUCAGUAUUCAUUGUCUAUUAUUUAUUCUUUCUGAUGCUUUUGAUUGCUUAUUCCUAUGUCAGGAUCAAUUUGAUACCAUCGAUUUGACUGAUAAUGAGAUUGUUAAGUUGGAGAAUUUUCCUCACAUGAGCCGUCUUGGUACAUUGUUGAUGAAUAACAAUAGAGUUACACGCAUCAAUGCCAAUAUUGGAGGUGAGAGCAUCUAGAUACUGAGGUGCGCCAUUUAUCUGAGUUUCCUUGUUUGUCACUGAUUUCUGCAAUUUUUUGCUCCUGUGUAUUUGCAGAAUUCUUGCCAAAGUUGCAUACCUUAAUUCUCACGAACAAUCGCCUUGUAAACUUGGUCGAGAUUGAUCCACUUGCCUCCCUUCCAAAAUUGCAGACACUAAGCUUGUUAGACAAUAACAUCACAAAAAAGCCAAAUUAUCGGUUAUAUGUGAUUCACAAAUUGAAAAAGCUACGGUUGCUAGACUUCAGGAAGGUGAAACUCAAGGUUAGUUGAUUGUAAGCUGUUAAUCAUAUGUCCUAUGGCUAAUUUCUGUUGGAAUUAACAAGGUGGAUUAUCCAUCCAUGCCAAUCUUUAAUUGAUGAUCUUGGACUAACUUAUUUUUUAUGUUUUUUAGAAGCACCUUGAUAUAGUAUGUUUUGCUAUUAUUUGUUUUGCAUAAGACGCAUAUUCUUUCAAUGUGUUUCGAGUUUAGAAAGAAUUAUAUUUUAUUUCAUGGUUGUGACCUUCAUGGUGAUUAUGAUAUAUUUAGGUAUAAAUUGAUAUUCUCUUCGGAUCUGCAAAUAGCUUUCAUAAUAUUAAUACUGCGUUUGUAGCUAAUCCUUUUAGACUAUGGGCUGGCAACAUGGAAAGGAAAUUCUUUGCUCCCAAAAUUUCAGUUGCCAUGAGACCUGUGUGACUUGUGUACACAUAUACUUGACGAAUAUGUGGAAUAUGAAAAUUGAUAAACUCAGGUGCAUGCGUGUGUGGUGUUGGCUGGAGAAAAUGGGAACCAUUGUAAGAGGUGGUGGUAUAAAUGAUGGAGAACGGUAUCAAUUUUGCUUGAUGUGGUGGACAUGCUAUAAUCUGGCUGCAGAGAUCAAUGAUGGCAGUUGUUCGUUGUGUUGUUUGAUGUGCAGCCGAAGCAGCUUGUCGUUGAAAGCUUGUUUCAUUUUACUGUCUUAAUGGGGGAAAGAUGGGGGAAAGAGAAUCUGGGUAAUUUUUGAGGUUUAGGGAUUUUGUGUAUAUGUUUUUUACCUUCUAUUGCAAAACAGGGUUUGUUUUUCCGGUCAAUCUUGCUGCUUUUUCUUUCAAGAUUAUGGCAGUCUUUAGGUGGUAUGUGAAGAGUGGAGGGUUCUUAGAUUGUGGCUUCAGAUAGUUGUGAGGAUUUGCUGAUACAUUAGUGAUAUUGUGAGGGUCAUUUCUUCGAUGCAUCUUUUCCUGAGCGGUUCUUGAUUGACAAUGCAUAGUAAAUGGGGAAUAUUAUCUUAUAUGGUUCUAUUGUAUUGUGAGGUUUAUUCAUCACUGAGUUUAUAUCCUAUUUCUUUCGACUUCUGGUUCCUUUGCAUGUCUAUUAAGCUUGCAUAUGUACUUAUUUGCUAACGUGUCUUUUGUUUUUUAUCCCUGAAAAAUAGUUCAUUGAUUGACAUCUCCCUCUUAACUUCGUUAUUGCCUAUGACGACCUCAAAACUAUUUAACCCCUUGUAGAGUUCUGUCAGUGGGGCAAAUAUGCUUGGAAUAUUCAUGGAAAGAUUGGAAAAAAAUCUUAGUGAGAAGAUAGAAUAACUUAGUGCCAUGAUUGUCAUAUAUCCAGUUUAUUCAAAUGACUAUCAAUAUUGGAAAAAACUAAAAUUCCAGGUUUGCUCCAUUUACGUAAGCAUUUGCCCUUCAUUCAAUUUUAUUGCAUGGUUUUCUAAAUUUUACAUUCUCAUUGCUAUGUUAUAGGAUUAACAUUCAAGAGUUAACUUCAUUAUAUAUUACUUUGGUGCUACCUUGGUAGACAUUCUCAGGACAUAGAUCCUUUCUGUAGAUUAUUGCUACAAUUUUGACUCAGGAACAUAGAUUCCCAAAACAAAAUCAACAGUCUGGGUACUGUUGAACCUCAUGAUUUGUUACUUGUCACUUGAUAAUAUCAAAUAAAAUCAGCAAUUUAAUGUUUUGACAUUGGUAAUCAUUAUGAAGAAUAGCAAAACUUUCUGCACAAAGUUCAUCUCAUUUGAGAGUCAACCAAGUUCAGUUGCAGUCCCUCUAGUUAUACUUUUUCCUCAACCGUGCAUUUAGAACAAAAAAUGGGUUUAAAAGGUACUGUAGCAACAUAUGACAAUGUAGAACAGCACUAGAAGAUAUCGGAGUUAACUGUAACUGUAGUAGAUUCUUCAGUACGCCUCCUAUUGUCUGCAGAAUGAGUAGAUACGGGAGCAGUUUUGUUUGCAUUGUCGACUUGAUAAUAUUGAUCACGUUUUACACAAUGCUAUAGGUCUUCUUCCCUCUUAUAUUCUCAUGUUUGCGUCUAGUAUUGUUCCUCUUCAAGUUUUCUUUCAGAAGGACCUUGACAUCCUAAAACUUCUUGUCAACAACUGGAGAUGCCUUCAAUGCAUAUGCCUAUCUAUAUUUAGCGAUGGAGUGGUAAUCAUGAACAUAGUUCAGAAUUCCCAUGGACUUUAAAACAUGUAACGAAUAUUGCUCUUUGGUCGGUGGAUAAACUUUGCUUUUUGCCAUUUUUCACAGGUGCAAAGCUCGUCAUGUAAUGUCAUUUGAUCUCCUAAAAUGUACUCCCCCCAGCUCGUUGUAUGUGUGUCAGUGCUUGGGGGACAAGCUUGCCUCUUCGUAUCAAUGAUGUUUUUAAGUAAAACUUGACUAGCACGAGGCAUCAAUUUGAACUAGGGGGAAGAGAGGAGGAUAGAUAGAGGGAUGAAGGUUAAGUGACAAAGGAGAUGGUAUUUGCCGAAUUCUGAUUUAACUAGGGUUUGUAGCUGAGAGUGUUGAUGGUAUGGGUGAGUGAGAGAGAGUGGGUAUGAGCUGGGAGUCCUUGUUGUCAGAUUGGGAACCAAAGGUUGAUUAAACCAAACUUAACCGGGUUGUAGUUAAUGGAGUGCAACCCGAGUACAAUUAUAGGAUUGGUUGUUUUGUAGAUAACAACACAGCAUGGAGGGAUUCAUUGAUCAAUCGGCUAUUUUAUUAGGGUCAACAACCAAACCAAUCUUUUAACCAUAGCACGAUACUUUUCCUGACUGUAGAUUUCCAUAUUCUUAGCCAUUUGGCAUACCCUCCUUUAAUCUUUGAGUUAGAAACAUAGUCUGAUGAUUUAUGGCGUGCUGAGAAAAUAAAUGUAAUAAAUUGGGAGUCUAAGAUGGGAAUCACCAUGACCAUUUAGUGCAUCUCAGAGUACAUCAACUAGUGAAAAAGGGAGGAAUUCUGUUAAGACGAAAGAUGCAGCACUGUACAAUUUAUUUGAUGGAUGUUUUCACUCGAUUAAUAUUCCUUUCCUUCUUUGUUUUGAAGACAUGCCAAGAUCUCGAACAUUGUUGUAAAGUUAAAACUAAUAGUAUGGAAAAAAAAGGCGCUUGAGUAAUUCAGAUGGAAAUUUCGUCAAGUUGAUGUCAUGGCCUUGAAUCAGAAUCGUCGUAAUUAACAACGAUCUAUCUGCACAACUUCUUUUCUUCUGUACUGAAACUGAUGUGCCGUGUGAAAAGAGGGACCAUCAUUAGAAGAUUAUGCAGAGUUUCAUUGCGAGACAGUCAUGGUCAUGCCUUGAGGAAUAUAUGACUAGUAGUUAUACCUUUUCACGCAAAGGAAAUAAGGGAAAGUUCAUUCUCCAUUCCAGUUUGCCACUGUUGUAUACGAGAGCAUAAUGGUUGAGAUAUAUCCGUUUACAUGUUUAUACUUGUUAUUAGAGUCAACAAAUUUUCAAAAGGGCCAUUCAUUUAGUCAUCUAAGGUUGCAGAACAAAAAGGUCAUCUGUUUGUAUUUUAUGUUCUCGAAUUUCAUAUGUUGACUUUCCAAUUUUUGGACUAUAUUGCUGUCAUCGAGACAACCCAUGGGUUUCCGAGUUGUUAUUUGUAACAUUGUUCUCUGUUGAUAGGAGAGAACUCAAGCAGAAGAAUUGUUUGCCUCAACAGAGGCAGUAGAAGAGGUUAAAAGGCAAUCAGUGAAGACAUUUACUAUAGUAGAGCAGACCAAAUCACCAGAGAUGCCAAAGGAAGAACAAGCACCAAAAGUCAUUGCCCCUACACCAGAGCAAAUUACAGCCAUUAAGGUAUCAUACAGAAGCAUUAAAUUGACAUCUGUUUGAUACUUGGGUUCAUGUAAAGCACUCCUGUUUUACAUUUGUACCUUCAUUUUUCAUCAAAUUUUGCCGUCCUCCAUUCCGGCCAGAUCCUUUCAGGUGGCUUCAGCAUGUGCUUAUUCUUUCUCAGUCAAUUGACCCAGUUGUAAAGAGGCAGUUAGAUUACUAAUAUGGAGAUAUGAACGUCUCUAAGAGGUUGCUCGUGUUAAAAGAUUGUUAUAAAGUACUGUCCUAUUGGAUGCAAGAGAUUCAAGGUUUCCCUGACCACUCCAGAUAUAGAUGUGAUUAUAGUCCUCGUUACUUGUUUGAGUCAUUUUUAGUGUUUGUCUAUCCUCUACUCUCUUGUUGGAAGCAGACAUGUAUUGUGGGGCCAAUGAUUUUGGCGUGUAGCCUGGGGGUAUAUUGGUGACGGAGUGUAUAGGCCUGGCCUGUUGCUUCCUUUGAAGGGGAGUCACCACCGAAAUGUUUCACGUCACCUUUUUUUUAUUUUGACAGGGGUAGCAGCUUGUCGAUAUUAUCUUAACUUAGAUGAGAUUUCAAGCACCAUAAUUGAAAUAGAAGUCUUUAUGUCUUCCUGCAUGCCAUGUUUAUGUCAAGCUUUCGUAUUUUAGCCAUUCUUGACACCAGGUCAGUAGGUCCAAGACAGUGCUUAUGUUGGCCUGAGGAAUUAGCCCCACAUAUAUGGUGCACAUAUAGUGAAAGAUAUGUGAGCUGAGUCAAAUUGAUCACAUCAUGUUUAGCAUCCUUCAUUGAUGGCUUAUUAAUUUCAAUUCAUUAGGACAGUUAAAGUGGCGGCCUAACUGAGUGCAUGUUCAUUGGCAUAGCGAUGUUCACAGAUGGGUUCAGCCUAAUUUCCAUUUGAGUGACAUCUUUGUGUGCCGUUCGCCAGUACCCCACAAACUGGUUCCUUUGCAUGAAUGCGGCCAUUGGUAUAUGAUUCCACUUGUUUUUUGAAAACCAUGCAGACAGAUGCUCGUUUGAAGAUGUAGGUGCCUGCAGAUUGGUUUCCUUCUGUAAAAUGUUUUAGUUAAAGGUUGAUUGACAAACAUAAGAAGUUGAAGUAAACUUUAAAAUGUCAGAAUCUAACUAAAGUGAAAGAUCCAUAUGGUGAAUGACUUAAGAAUGGAGAUGUUUGUUUCCAGAGAAGCACAUUGUCGGAGUCCAAUAUUUGAAAGAGCAUGAUUUUCUGGAUCUAGAGUGGUUCUUUUACUUAUGAUCCUGGUGUAAGAUAGGUUCUUACCAAAAAAAUAAAUUUAUAUCUCAUACAGAACCAAGUAAGCUCUAUAUUUAUCUAGAAGGUUGAGAUGAGUUUGCAUUCAUUAAUUUUUCUUUUCAUUUGUCAACAAAAUAUGGAAACUUUCAGUGUUCAUUGUUUUGAAUCGUACUUCAAUGGGAAUAUGCAGGCUGCAAUUGUAAGUUCCCAAACACUGGAAGAAGUUGCGCGCCUUGAACAGGUAUCCCUCAUAUGGAUCAAGUUGAUUAUUUUUCUGCAAUUAUUAAGACAUAUUAGAUAUUACUUGCUUUUGAAUUCCGAUUUCCUGUAGACCGUUUCUGCCUGCCCCAAUUUCUGAAUUUUUUCCCUUUGAGCAGGCUCUCAAAUCUGGCCAGCUCCCUGCUGAUCUGAAGAUUCCAGAUGAUACUUCAGCUGCUGUGCAGAGAAAAGACGAUAAAAUGGACAUAGAUGAAAGUAAUGAAAUGGACGGUGCUUCAAAGGAUGCUGAGGAAACUCAGUCGGAAGAUGGUCAUAAACUAAUUGAGGUGUGUUGUCCAUAGUGAUUUCACCUGAGAAAUGGGUCUUAAUUUUUUUAUCUUGCAAUGGAGCCCCCGUUUGCUUGGUUUCUCAAUGAGUAGUUAUGAUCUCUCACCCACCCUCAUCUCUCUGCAAUAUUUAGAGUUCAUUGAUUUCAUAGGUGCCAUAUGCUUUUAUGUUUUCGAGAAUUUAAUGCCAAUCAAUAAUUACUACUGUGGAUCACAACUAAUGGGUACUAAGUGAAAAAAAUAUCGUACAAUGUCAAGAGUGAUUAAGCAAACCUUAAAAACGCACAUAGGUGUGUAGUUCCCUCUAGGGAACAAGAAGGAGCGAUAGUGGGUGAAUUAAACAAGGGGAAGUGUUGAUUUUGCUUUAAAAUUGUUUUUGGACAUGCUCUGUCGGCCUACUGAGGAGUCUCGAAAAUAAAACACAUGUCCUAAUCAAUUGGUUUGAAGCUUAUAAUAUUGAGGCAGCAACGUUGUUGAAAAGCCAUCGGUUUCUUGUGUUGAAAUCAAGAUUUCGCACCUAUUUUAUUACAACUGUCCAACAUUUCUGACCUUGUUUUCGAUGUUUUAGUAGUGUUUGGCAAUCACAUAUGUGAUGAUCCCUCCCUGAGAAAUAGUGGGGAAUUGUCCCACAUCACGCGUAUUCCUGAUGAUUAUUUGGAACAGCAUACGUACUAGUCACUGAUUAAACAACCGUCGUAUUCCUGUUAAGAACCAGUACAACUUGCUUGACCCUUUUCUUCAUCUUUCUUCAGGACUAG